Striga asiatica is the source of this 1275-nucleotide messenger RNA. The record is from the annotation of a GenBank genome assembly. NCBI's taxonomy places the organism in Eukaryota, Viridiplantae, Streptophyta, Magnoliopsida, Lamiales, Orobanchaceae.
AUGGUGAAAAAAUCCAUAGCUUUCUCUCUCCUCCUAAUCGCCGCCAUCUUCUCCGGCAGCCUCGGCCCCGCUGCCGCCAAUUUCUACCCGAACAUCUCGGCCAUCCCUUCUUCCAUCCUCCCCAACGCCUCCGCCUGGGACUCCUUUGUCAAACUCGCCGGCUGCAAAAAGGGGGAGAAAACAGCCGGACUCGACCGGCUCAAGUCAUACUUCCAUAGGUUCGGCUACCUCGACCCCGGCCCCUCCACCAACCUCUCCGACGACCUGUUCGACGACGGCCUGGAGGCCGCCGUCCGGAGCUACCAGCUCAAUUUCAACCUCAACUCCACCGGCCGCCUCGACGUACCAACCCUUCAGCGCAUCGUACAACCCAGAUGCGGAAACCCCGACGUCGUCAACGGCACCUCCACCAUGCGCCGCGGCGGCGGACGCGCCUCCAACUCCACGGUGGCCCACUACUCCUUCUUCCCAAACCGGCCGCGGUGGCCCCCCGGCCGGAGCGAGCUGACUUACGCCUUCGAUCCGGCGAACCGGCUGUCGGACCAGGUCCGGGCGGUCUUCGCCCGGGCUUUCGAACGGUGGUCGGAGGUUUCCACGCUGUCGUUCGUCGAGGCGGCGGCCGGCGGCCGGGCGGACAUCCGGAUCGGGUUUUUCACGGGGGAGCACGGUGACGGGGAGCCGUUCGACGGGGUACUGGGGACGCUAGCGCACGCGUUCUCGCCGCCGGCGGGGAGGUGCCACCUGGACGGCGACGAGAGCUGGGUGGUGGACGGGGAUUUUCUCGGCGGGUCGCCGUUCUCGGCGGUGGAUCUGGAGUCUGUGGCGGUGCACGAGAUCGGGCAUCUGCUAGGGCUCGGCCACAGCUCGGUGGAGGAGGCGAUUAUGUACCCGACGAUAUCGUCUGGUAGCCGGAAAGUGGAGCUAGCGGCCGACGAUAUAAUGGGGAUCCAGGAGUUGUAUGGGUCGAACCCCAAUUAUAACGGGUCAGGGGUGGAUUUGGUGCCCAGAGGGGAGAGGGACUUCAGCGGCGGUGGCGGGCGGCGGCGGCUGCUGACGGUGGUGUCGGAGGGGAGGUCUGAAAUAUUUCUGUAUUGGAUUGAGAUUUCUGUGGCUAGAAAACAGGGGACUUCAAUGAUUGGUGGUGGAGGAUCUCGGAGCUCAACAAAUCAGAUAUCUCGGAAUUCUGUAUCCAAUUUUCCACUUAUAUCAUUUGGUAGUUGUGGAAGGCCCGAAACUUGUGGGUUUUUCGAAAUGAAUGACUGCCUGCGAAAAUGA